Molecule: messenger RNA, 1697 nt
Organism: Anolis sagrei ordinatus
Lineage: Eukaryota; Metazoa; Chordata; Lepidosauria; Squamata; Anolidae
Gene: VRK1
Product: VRK serine/threonine kinase 1
Biological process (GO): signal transduction; peptidyl-serine phosphorylation
Cellular component (GO): nucleus; cytoplasm
Molecular function (GO): protein serine/threonine kinase activity; ATP binding
Source: RefSeq, a predicted model, not a curated record
CUCCCUGCGCGCGGCAAGUCUGAACUUCCGCCCUGCAGCUUCCGGCGUGGACUUGUCAUUUGGCGCUUGCUUGCUUGCUUGCUGGGUCGUACUCCUGCCGGCGACUCCUGUUAGCAGAUAUGCCUAAUGUAAAGAAGACUGCUAGAAAAAGAGGUCCUCCAAAGCGGAAACUUGCAGAAGAAUUCCCGCCUGGAGAAAUUUUUACUGACCUGUUAAAGAAAGAUUGGAAACUUGGCCCAGUCAUAGGCAAAGGUGGUUUUGGCUGCCUGUAUCUUGCUGAUGUUAAUUCUUCAAAACCAGUUACCAGUGAUGCACCCUAUGUUAUAAAAGUGGAACCUAGUGACAAUGGACCACUCUUUACAGAAUUAAGUUUCUACAUGCGAGCUGCUAAACCAGAUCUAAUUAAGAAAUGGAUUUCUUCUCAUAAACUGAAAUACUUGGGUGUACCAAAGUACUGGGGUUCUGGCUUGCAUCAAAAGAAUGACAAAAGCUAUAGAUUUAUGGUGAUGGACAGAUUUGGGAAAGAUCUUCAGAAGAUCUUUGAAGAGCGAGGAAAGCAGUUUACACGUAAAACAGUAUUACAGUUGGGGCUGAGAAUACUGGAUGUGUUGGAAUAUGUUCAUGAACAUGAAUAUGUACAUGCAGACAUCAAGGCCUCAAAUCUUCUCCUGGGCUAUAAAGCUCCACAUCAGGUGUACUUGGUGGAUUAUGGCCUUGCAUUUCGAUAUUGUCCAGAAGGCAAUCACAGGGAUUACAAAGAAAAUCCCAAACGCUGUCAUGAUGGAACACUUGAAUUUACCAGUAUUGAUGCACACAAAGGAGUGGCUCCUUCAAGACGAGGUGACUUGGAAAUUCUGGGUUAUUGUAUGAUCUGUUGGCUUAGUGGCAAGCUACCAUGGCAAGACAACCUGAAAGAUCCCAAUUAUGUCAGAGACUCAAAAAUUAGGUAUACAGAUAGUAUCAAAGAACUGAUGUCUGAAUGUUUUCCCGGAAAAAAUAAACCAGAUGAGCUAAGGAAGUAUAUGGAAAAAGUGAUGACUUUGACCUAUACUGAAAAACCACCUUAUGAGGAAUUACGAGAAAUAUUUCUUCAAGGUCUCAAAACCAUUGGUGAGAAGGAUGGUGGCAUAUUGGACAUGGAGGUUUCAGAAAAUGGAGAUGUUCCAGCAAAGCCUGCACUUAAGACUAAAAGAAAACUAGCUGCUGCAUCAAAACCAGCUACCACUGAUGAGGAUGAUACAGAAGCAGAUGAUAUGAAAGAUCUGAAAAAAAGAAAACGUGCAUCACCGAAGAAAGUGGCCACGCAAGCCAAGUUGCCGAAGACCUCUCCCAAAGCCAAGACAAGCAUGAGAGUCGGGAGGAGAGUCCAGAAGUAGAAGAGCCAGAAUAAUAUGUGCUUUCUGCCUUUGCUUGGAUUGUUUUACUUUACAAUAGUAUUAUGCUUUCUUUCAUUUUUGCGUAUGUGCUUAGUGAGCAGACUAUUGCAAUAGUCCUGCCUUCUUUACUAGGUUUGGAGAAAUACAUUUUAAAAUCUUUUUGUAAAGAGUGUGCAGUUCAGUAGGAAUGUUCCCAAAAUUCUUGAUUGUUUUUGUACACUCUUGUAUCAAUCUGUUCAGGAGAGGUUUUUUUAAUCAAACUUGAAUAAAAAUAAAGUCUUAAUAAUAGAGUUUAUAUAUCAUCUGAGGCUGAAGAUGAAA